CUUUAUCUAGUUGAAAACAGGUGGGAAUUUCUCUAGGUUGUGUUGGCAGUCUCUCAUUCAGAGAUAAAUCUUUCUGGCCACCAUAAGGAAUAAAUCAGUUCUGGAGAAAGAAGACACACCUUGCAACAAACAGAGGAUGUUCCAGAGUAUGAAGAUAUUUUAUAGCAGAAGUUGUAAGGAAUAUGUAAUACAACUCUUGUGACAGAAAAUCUGAUGUGGUUGUUUCCUGAAGACUUAAGUAAAGUAAAAUAAAACAAAAAAUUCUUAAAUUUAUUUUUAAAUUGUUUAAUUUACUUAUUUAUUGAUUAUUUAAAAAUAAAUUAUACUGCAAAAAAAAAAAAGAAGAAAAAAUACAAAUAAUAAAAAUGGGAGAAGUAUCUGAAGAUCCAGUUCUAAAUAUUCCAGAAACUAUUGCAGAAGUUGAUGAUAAGGAAAUAUAUCAUGAAGAACUUGCAGAAGAGAUAAAGAAAGAAGAAGGCAAUUUAGUUCAAGAAAAUGGAGAAGCAAUUAAAAAUAUGGCAUCAGAAAAUGCUGAACAAAAAAAUGAAUCUCUUCAGAACAUACCUUUGCCUUCCCAGAGUUUUACAGAGCCAUUGUCUCCAUCUGACUUGUUGCGUUCUAAACUAAUUGAAAAUGUUUCAAUGAAAAUGUUAGAUUCUAUUGAAAUGUCAAAAAGUGGAGGAUCUCCCUUUCUUGGUAGAAAUAUUGAAAAUGCAAUCAUUAAUGUAACUCCACUUAAGAAAAUAGCAGAAAAUACCAAUGAAUCAACCAAACAAAAAACAGGCAGAAGUAAUACUUACAUGGAUACCACAGAAUUUUCAAAGAAUUCUUCAAAAAUUAGCAAUGCUAAAAUACCAGAGACUUUGCAGAAAAGAAAGAAUACUGUUACUGGAGCACCAGAAUCAAGAAAAAUGAGCACCCUCAGUUUGUCAAAAGUGUUUACUCCUCGUCUUCGCAAAGAAAGUAUUUCUAGAUUUGUUAGUACUCUAUCUAUUUCAGCUGGUCUUCCUGUUGAAACGUCUUUUCUCAGUGAUACUGAUUCAAGGAAAAGUAGCUUAAAAACACCGAGAAAAUAUUCUGAAGUUUCUGUAGAUUUACAACCAAGAAUUGACACAGAACCAAGUAUUGUACCACUUAAACAGAAACCCAGGUACUCAAAAGUAAAGAAAACUAUGAUUUUAAUUUCGUCGAUUUUUAUGCAAAUAUUUGUAUCAGAAAUAUUUUCAUUAGGUCCUAUUUAUGUGAAACUUUUGGAAGUAUUCAAUUCCUCAAAAUCAACAACGAGUUUGGUUCAGUCAUUGCCUCAAGGUAUUGCUUAUUUAUGUGGCAUUUUUAUAGCACCUUUGAUUUCGAAAUUUGGACUUCGCUUGACAUUGUUUGUUGGUAGUAUUCUUUCAAGUGCAGGCUUCGCUGCUGCUGCUUUUGUGAAUAAUGUUGUUGGAAUUGCUCUUCUUGUUGGUAUUGUAUCAGGGUUUGGUCUAUGUAUUUUGAAUGUAGUUUCAUACUCUGCUAUAGCUAUGUAUUUUGACUCUGGUCAGAAUUAUGCAAUCGCUGCAGUAUCAGCAGGUUUGGCUAUUGGAUCAACAUUGCUACCCCUCUAUCAAAUCAAUAUAAUUGAUAUUUAUGGUUGGAAUGGUAAUUUUCUACUAAUGGCUGGCAUAAUUUUGCAAGCAUGUGUCAUGUCAUUUCAAUUCGAACAACAACCUGUUAAAAAAACAACAGAGAAUCGAAGUCCAAAAACAGAAAAGGAAGUAAAUUUUAAAGAAAAGCUUAAGGAACUAUCCAAGUAUAAAGUGCUGCCAUCAUUUUACCUUUCAACAUUUUUGGCAGCAACUGCAAAUCCAAUAUUUUCCAUGAUGGUGGUUGAUUUUGGAAUUGAAAAAGGCUAUGGCAUGCAUAGAAGUACUGUUUUCCUGAUUGUGUACAGCUUUUCUACAACUGUGGGACGUCUACUUGCUGGAUUAGCUAGCGCCUGUCGACUGUCAGGCAUGUUUACAUAUUUGAUCUCAUGCAUAAUUGCUUCAGUACUGAUCAUUGCUUUAGCUUUUGCAAAUAAUGAUAAUGUCAUUAUUACAUUUCUAACUUUUAUCGGUCUCUUUAUGGGAUGCUUUACCACAGUAGCCCUUGUUUCACUACUGGAAAUGGUUGGAAGAGUGAAUUACCAAUUUUGUUUUGGAUUCUAUACUACAAUAACAGGUUUGGGAUAUUUAGCCUGUGGCCCAUUAGCAGGUUUCAUUGCUGAUCUUACCAAGUCAUACAGUAAAUCUUACAUGGUUGCUGGGCUGUUCAUGUGUGUUUCUGCAUGCAUCCUCAUCGUGACAAUUCUAAUCACUGGAGAGAAGCAUUUGCUUCAUAGACGAAUACCAUAUGCAGUGAGUGACAAUGAAGAAUCAAAAACCAAUGAUAACAUUCUUUAGAUUAAUGGUUUGCCAAACACAAUCUUCAGAUGUGGAAUCUUUUUGUAGUAUUUUCCGAAAAUUUCAGAACUCAUACAUUUGUUUUAUGGACAAUCCUCUACAUCCUUAUAAGAUAUUAAACAAAAUAUUGUUUUAGAGAAAAAGUUUAUUCAUGUAUUAAAAAAAAAUAAAAACAAAAAAAAAACCAUUGUUUUGAAAUAGCGAACAUCAAUUUUAGAUAUAUAUAUAUAUAUAAAAGAAAAGUUUAACAGAUUCCUUAUUGUGAACAACCCCCAAAAUUUUUUUCUCAGAACAACAGUUUUCUUGAAAUGCAUUUUGAGAGAAAAAUUGCUUCAGAGAGCCAAGAUGAAUGUAUUGUACUUACAACAAAAAAAACAACCUCUUAAUGAAUAUU
Molecule: messenger RNA, 2811 nt
Organism: Octopus sinensis (East Asian common octopus)
Lineage: Eukaryota; Metazoa; Mollusca; Cephalopoda; Octopoda; Octopodidae
Product: monocarboxylate transporter 4-like
Exons: 7
Coding region: 366-2417 (683 amino acids)
Biological process (GO): transmembrane transport
Molecular function (GO): monocarboxylic acid transmembrane transporter activity
Source: RefSeq, a predicted model, not a curated record